AUGGCAUCUUCUCUCCCUCGCGAGGUCGUCAUCGUCGCCGCCUCCCGCACUCCCGUCGGCUCCCUCAACGGCGCGCUCAAGACUCUCACCGCGCCCCAGCUCGGCGUCGUCGCCCUCAAGCACGCGCUGGCCCAGGCCAAGCUCGAGCCAUCCGUCGUCGAGGAGCUCUACUUUGGCAACGUGAUCCAGGCCGGCGUUGGACAGUCGCCCGCGCGUCAGGUCGCGCUGCUCUCUGGCCUGUCGCACUCGUCGGACGCCACAACGGUGAACAAGGUCUGCGCCUCGGGUAUGAAGGCGACCAUGCUUGCUGCAUCCGCCAUUGCGCUCGGCGACCGCGAGGUUGUCGCAGCAGGCGGAAUGGAGAGCAUGUCCAACGCGCCCUUCCUCCUGCCGCGGCAGAACCCGGCGUUCGGCGCGUUCCAGGCGCGCGACGCGAUGGAGACGGACGGCCUGCAGGAUGCAUACGACAAGUCGUCCAUGGGCAUCUGCGGCGAGAUCUGCGCGGAGAAGUUCGGCAUCAACCGUGAGGCGCAGGACGCGCACGCGAUCGAGUCGUACAAGCGCGCGGCCCGUGCGUGGUCCGAGGGCGCGUUCGACGCCGAAAUCGCCCCCGUGACGAUCAAGGGCAAGAAGGGCGACACCGUCGUGAAGGAGGACGAGGAGUACAAGCGCGUCGUGUUCGAGAAGAUCCCGACGCUCAACCCCGCCUUCAAGAAGCCCGACGGCACCAUCACCCCCGCCAACUCCUCUUCCCUCAACGACGGCGCAUCCGCCAUCAUCCUCAUGAGCGCAGACAAGGCAAAGGAGCUCGGCGUCAAGCCCAUCGCACGCGUCGUCUCCUUCGCAGACGCCGGUAUUGAGCCCAAGCUCUUCCCGGAGGCACCUACCCUUGCCCUGCCCAUCGCCCUCAAGAAGGCCAACUUGAAGGUCGAGGACAUUGCCCAGUUCGAGAUUAACGAGGCCUUCUCCGUUGUCGUUCGCAUCGCCGAGAAGAAGAUGAACAUCGACCCCGCAAAGAUCAACGUGAACGGUGGCGCCGUCGCCCUUGGUCAUGCCAUUGGUAACUCGGGCGCACGUAUCCUCGUCUCGCUCACGCACUCGCUCAAGUCGGGCGAGUACGGUGCGGCCGGUAUCUGCAACGGUGGUGGCGCCGCGUCGUCUAUGAUCAUCCAGAAGCUGUAA
Messenger RNA from Peniophora sp. CBMAI 1063, 1182 nucleotides. The record is from the annotation of a GenBank genome assembly. Lineage: Eukaryota; Fungi; Basidiomycota; Agaricomycetes; Russulales; Peniophoraceae.